Molecule: messenger RNA, 857 nt
Organism: Microplitis mediator
Lineage: Eukaryota; Metazoa; Arthropoda; Insecta; Hymenoptera; Braconidae
Product: calaxin-like
Exons: 3
Coding region: 13-663 (216 amino acids)
Molecular function (GO): calcium ion binding
Source: RefSeq, a predicted model, not a curated record
CUCUGUGUAAAAAUGACAGACAUGUUGAAUGAUCCUUCGAAAGAAAUAAUUUAUCUGAAAAAAAAUAACCGAUUGUUCAAAAAAUUAGUCAAAGAAACUCAUUUCGACUUCGAUGAGAUCAAAGCUCUUGCAUUGAUACACUACAAAAUUUGUAAAGAAUACGGCCCGAUAACGAGAUCAAUAUUCCGCGAUAUUUUACACGCAGGAUUCGAUUUCACGGAAAAUGUACGUCAUUUAUUGAUGGACAGAAUUUUUUCGACGAUGACGAGCCAGAAUUCGCUUGGCCUAAAUUUAGAGCAGUGGAUAAAAGCUCUGUCGAUUUCGCUGCGAGGAACUCUGGAUCAACGGAUUAAAUCGGCUUUUCAUGUUUACGAUUCGCUUAUGACGGGAAAAAUAAGACGGGAGCAAAUAUUUUCAAAUAUGAGAGGCUGCUUGAUUGGAUUGGGUGACGAAGAUCAUACCGAGUCUCUCAAAGAUUUCGUGGAAAUGAUUUUGAAAAAUUUGGACAUCGAUCGUGACGGUCAUAUAAGCGAGUCUGAUUUUUCCAAGUCGGUGACCGACAAAGAUUUGCUGUUACUGGAGUGCAUGGGCCCCGUUUUUCCAUCCCGAGAAGCUAGACACGCGUUUUCGGUGACUUUCACCCCGAAAACUGCAAAUUUUUGAUUAUUUUGUGUAAUUGUAAUUGUAUUUUGAUAAAUAUAUAUUGUUUAGAGGAGAAAAUAGCAGCACAAAGGUUAUUUUCACAUCACUGGACCACCAAAUCAGACAGAAGAUAUCUCUUGAUGUAACAAAGUCUAUUAUAUGUAGACAUAAAAAGUGUAACGCUCCAUUUAUUUUUAAAUAAAACAUCGUUUGAG